Molecule: messenger RNA, 2691 nt
Organism: Drosophila grimshawi
Lineage: Eukaryota; Metazoa; Arthropoda; Insecta; Diptera; Drosophilidae
Exons: 3
Coding region: 32-2608 (858 amino acids)
Source: RefSeq, a predicted model, not a curated record
UGUUUAAAUUAUAUUGGCGGCACAAAAUGAAAUGUUUGCUUGGCCUGAUCUACAGCUCGGACUACGAAUAACAAUCAUAUAUCUAUUCUUACUAUUAUCGAUUACGACCACAGCAAAUGCAACAAAACUGAACCACAUGCAACAAAGGCUUAACCAGAAUGCGCCUCCCAAUAAAGUAGUCAGUUGGAAGCGAAUGACAAACAGCAAAGUGAAUAUACCCCGUCUCUACACUGCUUACAGGGUACUGCUGGAUGAUAGGGGUGGUGGUGGUGGUGAAGUUAAGCUGGAUGUGGGUCAAAUAAGCAAAAAAGCGGCUAUAGCAGAAGAAAAUGAUGCCGAUACCAUUAAGAAACUUGUCGAAUCACACAAGACGCUGGACAAGCCAAUAAAAACAGAUAAGCAAAGCAACAAAGAUCUCAGGCUCGCCAAAAUGACUUUGGCUCCACCCUUUAAACUUGAUGACACAACUGAACGCACUUUACCCGAUGAAAACAACUCAAACGAUGUGGAAGAUGUCAAAAAGAAAUCUUAUAUGAAAAAGCUUAAAGAUAAGGACCAUCUUAUAGCCAAAACGAAGGUGCCUUCAAAAAACAAGGUAGAUUCCUCAAAAUCACCAAUCGACAUGAAUCCAGCUGAAAAGCGCAUUGUCGAGUUAAAUCAGAUAUAUACGGAUUUUAUGAAAGCUUGGCGAAACCCAACAUCAGAUUCCCAGGGUCUUAACCUCCUCGGCGAGAAGAACACAUUUCCAGUGCCUCCCGUUCGUCUAAGUGCCUUAAAUGAGCUUGUGAACAUUGUUGAGAAUCUUAAACAAUCAAAUCCUGUGGAUGAUAUUGUCAAAGCCAUCAAUGAUGAAAUGAAUCCCGAAAAAGAAUGUCUAAUCAGUACCAAUAAAUUAACAGCGAAUGAUAAUCCAAAGAGCUUACAAGCCCAUAGGCAGACAGCGAAAAAAUUCAAACGGGUGGCUCCCAAUGUGGACGAAGUAAAAACUGGCGGUCUUUAUGAAGAUUACAAGAAAAAACUCCAUGGCAUUUUGCAGGCGGACAAGCAUCCACCUAAAUUUCUAAAGGGAAAAUCACUUAAAGAAUUAACCCAAUGUCAUUGCGAUGAAGUGAAGACCGCUAAAAUAUCCAUCGAUGGUGGAGGCCCAAAAAUAUCGAAAGAUUCUGCUCCGUGUCACUGUGAGGCAACGAAAUCAGAAAGUGUAUCUGUCGAUGGAAAUACGGGUAAAAUGUCUAAUGGAUUAAUUCCUUGUCAUUGUGAGGCGAUGAAGGGUAUCAACAUGGCCGUUGUGCCAGAUGCAAGGAAGUCACAUAAUAAUAAGGAGCAUCUCAAACAGAUGGAAACUAGCAAGGAAAAUACAUUGAAUGACGGCUCCAAUCCUUAUUAUAUAUCGAACUCGAAGCAAAGGCAAAUGGUGUGGAAUGAAAUACCAUUGGUCAAGUCCGAUGGUAAAGACAAAUCCGAGCAACCAAUAUCGGGAGCACCUAAAGUCUUAGCUAAAAAUGCCCCAAAUCUUAACGAAGGGGAAUCAAAUGCAACAAAGGCUGUUCUUAACAAUAAAACCAUGCAAAAAAGUGGAACACAUUCAGCAACAUUCAUUAAAAAUCAAACGCAACUCCAGCAGAUCCUUAAAAUAUUUCAAACUAGACAUCACUGUAUAAAUGUGGAAAAAGCGCUAAAGCGCAGCUUGCCAAAUAACUUUGAUGCGACAGCCACAAAUAUAGCAUUUCCCGAAGUGCUUGUUAAUAAAAUUGGACAGGUGCCUGUGGCAGGCGGUGGUAAAAUGAUUGAGAGUAUGGCCAGGGAAUUGAAUGUGUCACCCGUGGAGAUGGCUCAGCGUAUAGCUGGCAUGGACUCCAAUUUGGCAAGCCAGACCAACGGACGCCAAAUGGUAAGCACAAUACCGAGUCUCAGAGAGGGAAUGAAUAAUGCGAAUUUAGCGCCGAUUUUGGAAAAGAUAUUACAACGUUUGCAGGCUAUGCAAGAUGCUAACUUGAAUCAGAGUACACAAGAACAUCUACCUUGCUGCUUUCCUGAUCCAACAGAUGGCGCUCCUUGUGAAUUAACAGGCUCCUGGGAGUCGCUAUUGCUUGGCAUACGUAUCAACAUCAAGGACGACAAUAAACCCAUUGUGAAGGAAAUUAAACCCACCUGCUAUCAACCGAAAGUGCGUCGACAGUGUGUUAAAUUUAGCCAAGCUCAAAUGAAGGAGCGCCUGGAAGAGAAGACAAAUAAAAUGACCCCAUUAAAUAUAACAAUACAGGAUACGUUGCCUCCUCGUGUGCAUAAUAUGAUAGAUAACAUAACCGAAUGGAUUUUCACGGGUCACACAAUUAAUACUCUGGGUGGACCUAUAACCUUAUCCUGUCGCAGACUCAACUCCAAUUUGAUGGGCACCUUUAUGGGCUUUUGUAAGAAAUGUGGUUGCAUCGAUACCAUCUUUGGCAGUUGGACUUUUUGUCUGCCCUCCCGCGAUUGUCAAGAUGUAACUAUGUCCAUAUUCGACAGACGGGAUAUUCUGCGACGCUUCCGGUUGGACGAUAUACGCAGGGAGCGAUUUAAGGAAAACCUAUACACCAAAUUUGGCAAGCAACAGACUAAAACAUAGAAAACACUGCCGAUGAUAUUUAAUAAUUAUCUGUUUUCAUUUUUAUUUGUUAUGCAUUUCUUUAUUUUGAUAUAUAUUUAUAC